UUUUUACCAAAAUACAAAAUUGUAUUUAUUUUACAUGUAUUCUAUUUAUUCAAUUUAAAUUGGUUGUUAUUUUGAAAAAUGUUAGAAAAAAGUUUCAAGAGAGAAAAAACAUGUAGAGCAUGUACAAAAACUGAACUAGAACUUGUUUCGCUCUUUGACAAACAAAUUGUCCCAGGUGGACUUUGUUAUUCCGACAUGAUUACAGAAUGUACAAUGUAUACGCUACAACAAGACGAUGCACUACCACCAUUAAUCUGCUAUGAAUGCACUGAUAAAGUCAGAGCUGCAUAUGAAUUCAAGAAACAAUUUGAAGAAUCCCAAAACAAACUUCUAGCUUUGCUUGAAUCGAAAAAAGAAAUUACGAUAGAACCAGUUGAAGCUAUAUUUUAUAAUGUCAAUAAUGAAAUUGAUGAUACCAAUGAAUCUGUGUGCUCACGACGAAAAUCCACUCGUUCCAAUUCGAAUCGAGAAUCAUCUAGUGUUCAAAAUGUAUUCCAAGAAGAACCAAUUGAUGAUCAAAUCAACACAUCAACAGAAAAUACCGGAUUGAAUAAGUGUCCAAACUGCUCAAAGGUUUUCGUUAGGAUGGGACACUUGAAAAACCACAUAAACAAAUGGCAUAAAGAAGUGGACAGACUUGAAAUAGAAUCAAUUGAAAAGGUUGUUGUUAAAUGUGAAAAAGCAGAGUUUUACGUUUCAACUAUCAAAGAAAUCCAAGAUGUUAUAAAACCAGAAAGUGAUGAGGAGGAAGAUGGCGGCGUUGAUUUUGGAAAUGAUAAUAGCGAAGAUGCCAUCAACUUUCCCGAUACAGAAACUAUUCAGCCUGUCAAAGCCGAAAUAGAUGAAACUGACACUCAAAUCAACUCCAUGGAAAUAUCAACAAUAUCAACACAUGAAAAAACAAAAGAAAAAAAACAAAAAGUUACUUCGAAAAAAGAUAAAAUAAAAAUCUCAAAAGAAAAGAAACCCAUUAAUCCCGAAAGAAGAUUUCAAUGUGAAAUUUGUGAAAAAUCAUUUAAAAGGAAUUCUCAUUUAAAACAACAUUUACUUUGUCACACAAAAGUAAAACCAUACGAGUGUACAAUAUGUCAUAAGAAAUUCGGCAGAACAGACAAUUUAAGGGUGCACAUGUCGAGCCAUGGAAAGAAGCAAUUCGAAUGUGACUCGUGUGAGCGAUCAUUCGGUCAAGCAUAUCUUUUAAAACGUCACAAAGAGCAGACGCACAGCGAAGAAAAACCGUAUUUGUGUUCAGAGUGCGGUCAACGGUUUGUCCGUAAUGGGGAUUUAGCUGUCCAUAUGCGUAGGCAUACAGGUGAAAAACCAUAUAAAUGUCAGUAUUGCAAUAAAGGAUUUACUCGUUCAACUGAAGUUUAUGUACAUGAAAGAUACCACACAGGAGAGAAAAAACACGUUUGUAACAUUUGCGGUAAAGCUUUUCAGAGACCUUAUAAUCUGGUGGUGCAUGUGAGGACACAUACUGGCGAACGACCAUACCAAUGUCCGCAUUGUCCAAAGAAUUUCGCACAAUGCAGUGAUUUAAAGGCGCACAUACGACGUCAUACUGGCGAGCGAUACAAAUGCGAUCAAUGCUCUAUGGGAUUUAUACAUGUUUUUGUAUUGAACCAACAUAAGCGCAAUGUGCAUGGUGUCGAUGUGCCAUCACGAAUAAUUCGUAUUGCUAAGCUUAACAAAGAAGUUUCAGAACCAACUAUUCGUCGUUAUGAUGAUUUUCCUCAUCAAGUUUGUCUCGAGUGUAUGCAAAGAGUUCGAAGUGCAUACGAACUCAAGAAACAAUUUGAAAGAUCUCACCGUAAACUUUUAACAUAUCUAGAGUCUAUUAACAAAAUAACAGUCGAUAUUAAACCAGAUAGACAAAAUGACAAGUCUAUCCAAACAGAGGACACAACAUUAUAUCCAUGUGAAAAAUGCGAUGACAUGUUUAUGAAUUUACAAGAUCUCAGGAGACAUCGUGAAACCAUCCAUAAAGGGACAGCAAACGACUGCCGGUUCUGUCCCAAAAAGUUCAAUCGCAUCGGAGAUCUUAAAAACCAUAUUGCCAUGCAUCAUUCAGAUAAAAAGUAUUUCACUCCUCAUGAAUGUCUUAUUUGUUCUAGAAAGUUUGCUCGCAAGGAACAUGUACAUCGUCACAUGGAAAAAAUUCACAAAAUAGAAAGAACAAAUAUAUCAAAAGAGGAAGACAAUAAACCAAAUGAAGUACGUGAUCAUCUUAAAACUCACAUGAUCAAGCAUGAUGUUACCAGAGAAUUCAAAUGUGCAUUUUGUAAACGAUCAUAUGACCGAGCUCCUAUGCUGAAACGGCACUUAGACAAAUACCACAAUCCUGACGGCAGCUUAAUAAUAGUCAAAUCGACAGAGUGGAAUUGUGAAGUUUGUAAAAAGCCAUUUAGCAGUAAGGCUUACCUGCAAAAACACAUGAACAAGCAUACGAAUAAGGCUUGGAAAUGCAAAUUAUGUCCAAUAGGUUUUGAGACUAGAGCUGCUUUAAAAGAACACAACAAAUCACAUGGAAAAGAGAAACCGUUUCUAUGUUCGGAAUGUGGUUUACGUUUUGUUAGAAAUGAUUAUUUAUUAAUUCAUAUGCGAAGGCACACUGGAGAAAAACCAUACACAUGUAAAUAUUGUGGUAAAGGCUUUCCACGAGCUACAGAUUUAAAUGUUCACGUUAAAUAUCAUACGGGCGAGAAAACUCAUUUGUGUACUGUUUGUGGCAAAGGAUUCCAACGUUCGUACAACUUAGUUGUGCACAUGCGAGUACAUACUGGUGAAAGACCAUACAAAUGUUUACAUUGUCCGAAAGAUUUUGCUCAAUGCAAUGACUUAAAGGCACACGUUCGAAGGCACACUGGUGAAAGAUUUAAGUGCGAUAUAUGUGGAGAUGGAUUUAUACAAGGCUACCAUCUAACGCAACACAAAAUUGAAGCGCAUGGGUUUGAAGGGGAAAGAAAAGGGCGAGUUACUAAAGUAAAACCAAGUCAGAACGAAAUCGAGGACGCCGAUGACCUCCCAAAGACUGGGAUAAAGAGCGAAAAGAAAGCAAAACCAAAUCAAUCUACCCAAAUGAAAAAAAUUAAAAAGACUUAUAGGUCUCCAAUGACUGGGAUUAAGGGCGAAAACAAAAGUUCAGUUACUGAUGUAAAGUCAGAUCAAUCUAUCGCACAGGACCCCCCAAUGACUGAUGAAACAAAUGAGACGCUUGUGAAAUUCUUCAAAGAUUUCCAGCCCAUUGUUGAAAAAGAAGAGCUUUCUGGUAAUACUUUGUCGAGUUUUCAGGAGUCAAUUUUUGCUCCACAACAUAGCCGCAAGAUAGCCAUGGAAUUUGAUAUUGAAAAAAUGUGUAGAGUUUGUUUGAAAACCAAUUUAGAAUCUGUAUUGUUGUUUGAAGAGCCAAAGAAAAUCGGUGGGGUCAGUAUCAGCGAUAUGAUUUCUGAACUAACAAUUUACAAGGUUCAUCGGCAUGAUGAAUUUCCACAUCUUAUUUGUUAUGAAUGCAUUGAAAGAGUUGAAAAUGCUUAUGCAUUUAAAAAGGACUUUGAGCAGUCCCAUCGCAAGCUUGUUACAUAUUUGGAUUCAAUCAAUAAAUAUCAGGCAGUUGGUGACAUCAAACCCAUACCCACGGAGGAAAAAUCUACCCAAACCAUAGAUUCAACAUUGUAUCCAUGUGAAAAGUGUGAUCAAAAGUUUAUUAAAUAUGAACGAUUGAGGGAACACCGUGCAGUCGCACACAAGGGAUCGGCUAAUCUAUGUCGAAUAUGCAACAAAUCAUUUAACCGCUUGGCAGGACUAAAAAGUCACAUUAGUGCGGCACAUCCAGAAAUUGGUUAUCACAACUCAUCGAAUCAAUGUUAUGUUUGUAAUAAAAUGUUUACACGUCGAGAUCAUGUUACACGUCACAUUAGAAAUGUUCAUAAAAUUCAUACUUCUGGAAUGGACUUGGGAUUAGAAAUAACAAAAACAGACAACAGCGAAGAAUGUACAAAUCCAAUAGUGGAAGAGGGAGAAUGUAACGCAGAUGGUGUAUUGAAAUCAGAGAUCAAACAGCUAAUCGAAUGUCUUGUGUGUUAUAAAAACUUUUCAAGUCCAAACCGUCUUAAUCGGCACAUGAUGAAAAUUCAUCAAUUGGAUUCCACCAACAUCCUUAAGCAGGAACAAAAUAGUGAAAUGAACACAUUUGAAAAUGAAGUGGAACUACUAGCUGAGCCUGAUGUUUAUAGAAAUUAUUCUAAUGAAGAUGAUGAAGGGCAUUAUGAUAAUGAGGAUAUUGGUGGUAAUGAUGUGGAUGACGAUGAUGAUGAUGAUGAGGACGAAAGUGACGAGGAUGAUGAAGAUGAUGAUGAUGCUGAUGCUGAUGACAAUGAUGGGGAUGAUAAUGAAGCUAAUGAUAGUAAAAAUGAUGAUGGUUUAAAUUCAAGUGGAGAUGCAGUCGUUACCAACACUGAAUUUGUAGCGGCAAACAGUUUUAUUAAAUGUGAAGCAGAAACCUUACAAGUUCCACCAUCAACUGAAGAAAUAAAAAAAGUUACAAUAAAACAAGAAAAGCCAGACUUCAACAUUACCGAAAUUAUUUAUAAACCGCCCAAACAAGAAAAGAAUACAAAAAAUGAAUCGACAUUUGAUUGUUUCCACAGAAUCGAAGAUGGGAAAUUUGGUUGUAAUUUGUGUGAAAAGACUUUCAAAUCUUCAUAUCACGUCAAAAGGCAUUUCCUAUCACACACACAAGAAAAAGCAUUCCCAUGCACAAUGUGUGAGAUGCGCUUUAAUAGAGCUGAUCAUCUAAAAAACCACAUGACCAAACAUAAUCCAGUAAAGCCAUUCCAGUGUGAUAGUUGCGAUGCGAGUUAUGGUCGUGCAGAUCACCUUAAACGUCACAAAGAAAUGCACCAUUCCAAUGAUCCAAAUGCUACUCCCAUCAAAGGUGAAGUCUGCGAAAUUUGUAAUAAGUCAUACAGUUCAAAAUCCUAUCUACAAAAGCAUAUGCUAAAACACACAGAAAAAUGUUGGAAAUGUAAACUAUGUUCAGUUGUGUUUGAAACAAAUGAAGCCUUAAAGGAGCAUAGCAAAACGCACAGCAAAGAUAAACCGUUUUUGUGUUCGGAAUGUGGAUUGUGUUUCCCGAGGAAAAAUUAUCUUAUUAUUCAUAUGAGAAGGCACAAUGGUGAACGACCGUACAAAUGUCAAUAUUGCGAUAAGGGUUUUCCACGAUCAACCGACUUAAAAGCACAUGAAAAGUGUCACACCGGAGAAAAAACACAUUUUUGCAAUGUCUGCGGCAAAGGGUUCCCACGACCAUACAAAUUGUCCGUACAUAUGCGGAUUCAUACUGGCGAAAAACCCUAUCAAUGUAUGCAUUGUCCAAAGGCUUUUGCUCAGUGCAAUGAUUUAAAGGCACACAUUCGAAGGCACACUGGAGAGCGAUUUCGAUGCGAGUUAUGUGGAGCUGGAUUUAUACAAAAAUACAACUUAACACAACACAAAGCUGAUGCCCAUGGCAUUAUAAAAGAAUCUCGUUUAGGCAGAGUGGUUAAAGUAAAUAUAUCAGAGCCACCUCAUCAGGUUUUGCCUGAAGUAGUUAUGAACGAUCCUGACGAAAAAUUACAAAUGGGCCAAGUAACUAUGAUGAAUCCUGAUCCUGUAGACAAAUUACAAAUGGGUCUUUCAACAAUGAUGAAUAAUCCUGAAGAAAAAAUGCAAAUGGCUCUUGCAACAAGCCUGGUCUUUCGUGGUGUGACGCUUCAUUAAAUUUUUACAAAAAUAUGUUUGUAUGUGUGUUGUACGUUUUGUUUAAUACUUCUUAUAUUAUAAUAUGUAGCAAAUUAAAUAAGUAGAAUGUAAUCUUUCAAAUACAUAUACAAAUAAAAAGUAAAGUGAGGGCAGAAUUAAAAAAAAUGCGUUCACAUAUUC
Episyrphus balteatus (marmalade hoverfly) is the source of this 5919-nucleotide messenger RNA. RefSeq names its product zinc finger protein 91-like. The transcript is spliced from 21 exons. Lineage: Eukaryota; Metazoa; Arthropoda; Insecta; Diptera; Syrphidae. Bases 79 to 5757 code for a protein of 1892 amino acids. Gene Ontology annotation, biological process: regulation of transcription by RNA polymerase II. The record is from RefSeq and is a predicted model, not a curated record. Gene Ontology annotation, cellular component: nucleus. Gene Ontology annotation, molecular function: zinc ion binding; DNA-binding transcription factor activity; RNA polymerase II cis-regulatory region sequence-specific DNA binding.